This is a messenger RNA of Xyrauchen texanus (razorback sucker), 3753 nucleotides long. RefSeq names its product proline-rich protein 5-like. The coding region runs from base 284 to 1621 and encodes 445 amino acids. Gene Ontology annotation, biological process: TORC2 signaling. The transcript has 10 exons. Lineage: Eukaryota; Metazoa; Chordata; Actinopteri; Cypriniformes; Catostomidae. Gene Ontology annotation, cellular component: TORC2 complex. The record is from RefSeq and is a predicted model, not a curated record.
GUCUGUAAACCGGGAAGGGAAUAGGAGGGGCAACGGGCGAGUAUUGGGGAUGCCACAGGAAUGAUCCGUUAACCCGCAUAGCCCACAUCCGUAUUUAUGGAUUAACUCAUGUAGUAUCUCCUCAUACAUUGGCGCUUAUGCAGUGUAGUCAAUCAUAUUUGUUGUUUUCAUCAUCGUUGAAGUCGCCUAAAUGUUCCUGUUCUUUUCACUCUAUACGCGGAGCACAUGCUGAAGGAUCAGAGAUGUUCUGAAUGAAAGGUGGAUCUGGCAGAUUUCAAUAACAAUGCUGGAGAACUUGACCGGAGAUCACAUUGAUCGACCUGCACUGAGAUCAUCCACAUUCAGCUUCUUUGACCUGUUCACUCUUCCACAUUACCUUCACAUGGAUGGGAGCAGUCAUCCAUUCAGGAGGACUCUGUACCGGUUGAAGUUAGUGAGUUCUCCAAAUCUGAGUCAACUGGGGAAAAAUGAAAAGGCUUCAUUGGAAGAGAGAGGAUCGGGCCCUAAUGCCAUAUGGAACAGCAUUCACAACGCAGUUAUUGCUGUCUUCCAAAAGAAAGGGUUGUCGGACAACGAACUCUUUACACUUAAUGAAGGUGUAAGGCAACUAUUGAAAACAGAGCUGGGCUCAUUUUUCACAGAAUACCUUCAGAAUCAACUACUGACUAAAGGGAUGGUUAUUUUACGGGACAAAAUAAGGUUUUAUGAAGGUCAAAAAUUAUUGGACUCUUUGGCUGAGACUUGGGACUUCUUCUUUUGUGAUGUUCUCAAUAUGCUUCAAGCCAUCUUUCACCCUGUCCAGGGGAAGGAGCCAUCAGUGCGGCAGCUGGCUCUGCUGCACUUUCGAAACACCAUUACCCUUAACGUGAAGCUGGAAGAGGCUCUGUCCAGACCACGAGCUCGUGUCCCCCCCUCCAUUGUCCAGAUGCUUUUGGUGUUACAGGGGGUUCAUGAAUCUAAAGGUGUGAGUGAAGAAUACCUGAAGUUGGAGUCUCUCAUUCAGAAAGUUGUGUCUCCAUACCUGGGCACACUUGGAUUGCGAUCUCAUGAGUGCGGUGCCUCACUUUGCUCCUGUGUUACUGAGAGGCGUUUGCAGUAUUGCUGGUCCAAGUCUGCAGACCUGCCCUCCAGUAACCCGGUAGUACGCUCCAAAAGUUACAACAUCCCCAUGCUGACCCCUGUAGCUGAGUAUGACUCUGAGGUCAGCUCUGUGGGCAGUGUAGGCAUCCGCCGUCACUCUGCUUGCGAUGUCACUUCCUGCUUAGAGCAGCAGGGCUAUUCCGCCCUGUCUGUUGGAAUAGAGACAAACUCAACGCCCCGACUCUCCCUCGAUCAUGACAUCACCUUGUCUGGUGUGAUGCGAGGGGCAACCGGACAGCCCCCUCUCAUUUCACCUUCCGUCUUCAUCCACACUUCUGCAGGGUGUCUUCAUUCAGCAAACCCCCAGAUUGCUUCAUCUGAUGUGGACAAGGCCGUUUCCACGCCUCCUACCUGCUCGUCCAGUCCAGAGACAAUUGUGAUGCAGGGUUUGGAUUCCCUGGAAUCCGAUCCCGAUGGAGUAUUUAUUGACUUUUCUCAUUGUCGCUCUGAUUCGUUUGGAACCAGCAGGAAAACUAGCUGAUGUAUCAACUGCUGUGAAGAAGUCCAGUUCAGUUAAAAGAAAUCAAAUCACAGCACUUUAAGUGAUGAUAAUGAGCUACCACUGUUUUCCACUAAUAUCUGUGAAAUUGUGAAGUAGCUACCAGUAGUAAGUUGUGUAUUUUUAAAACUGGAAUUUCAUUUGAGCUUUGCUCAAAGCCCAGGGCUCUUUUAUGGACAUAACACAAAUGGGAAAGGACUCGAUUUGAAGAUAAUGGGAUUGUUUUCAUAAUGUUCCAAACCUGUGGAUGUAUUUUUGAAGUUUUUUUACAUAGUUUUUCAUAGGAAAUUGUGAAAAUAGCAAUGGGCUCCCUUUUAUUUAAUACACAUUUGUACCAUCUCUCAUUUUAUGUUUAGGUGAGCUAUAACGUGUUAUGAGAUGACAGUAGCACCUGUAGAAAUCAAUUUUAUUAUUGUCACUCAUAAACUCAUGCACUUUUAUUGUCAUAGGGCUUUAAAAAUGUGUUGCAUUUAGUGCUUUCUAAAAUAUUGCCAACUUAACCUGCACUCCUCAUGGUAUGAAAUGAAAAUAUGACAUGGUCUAUUAAUUUGUGACAAUUAGCUACUGCUAAUGACACAUUUUUUUUGUGCAGAAUAUUGUACAUCCUGAACAUGCUAUGUUUGUUUGUGCAGCUUGUUGCUUUUUGAAUGUGAUAGAAAUGAGCUGCCAGAGAGUUAACCGUGUUUGCUAAUUGAAGCUAAGAUUGUUAUGAUAUAUACCCAUAUUUAGUGACUGUAGUUUGAAAAAUAGUAUAGAUACAGAAAGAAGAUUUAAGAUGUGAUUUAUUUUCUUCUGCAGAACACAAAUUAAGAUUUUUAGAAGAAUAUCUAAGCUCUGGUGGUCCUCACAAAGUGAAUGGUGGCCAAAACAUAAAAGAAAUCCAUAAGACUCCAGUGUUUUAAACAAUGUCUUCAGAAGCAAUAUGAUAGGUGUGACUGAGAAAAAAAUAAAUAUUUAAGUCCUUUUUAACUAGGAAUUGUCCUCCCUGCCCAGUAGGUGGCGAUAUCCAACAGAAUAUCAAUUGCCAAAAGCAAAAGAAGAAAGUGAAAAUGGAGAUUUAUAGUAAAAUAAGGACUUAAAUAUUGAUCUGUUUCUCACCCAUGUCUAUCAAAUCUCUUCUGAAGACAUUGAUUUAACCACUGGAGUCUUAUGGAUUGCUUUUAUGCUGCCUUUAUAUGCCUUUUGGUGCUUCAAAGUUUUGGUCGGCAUUUACUUGCAUUGUAUGGACCUACAGAGCUGAAAUAUAAAAUCUAAAAAUCUUAAUUUGUGUUCUGCAGAAAAACGAAAGUCAUACACAUCUGUGAUGGCAUGAGAGUGAGUAAAAGAUAAGAGAAUAUUCAUUUUUGGGAGAACUAUCCCUUUAAGAAAAUGUAUUUAAUAGUAAUCUGAUGAUUUAGGGUGAGAUUCUAUUUGAAAUUUAACAAUUGAUCAAUUUAACAAUGUUCUCCACAAUUGUUGCAACUAUGUUGGCUUUAAGAAGCCAUUUUAUAUUAGGGUGGUUUUUAUACAAAAAUCUAAAUUUAUUUAAUCAAUUUUAUUAAAAAAAAAACUUGCAAAAAAGGUUUAGAACCGUAAUAACCAGAUAAUGAUAAGGUGGAAACAUUUUCUGGUACUGCUUGAUCUGGUACUGCCUUAUUUCUUUAGGAGGAUACAACUAAGAGUUCAUUUAAUAGGUCAAAACCAUUGAACAUAACUGUAUAUUUUACAAGGCCAGAAUAUGUAGUUCAUUAAAAAGGGAUGCAUUAGAUCCAUUGUAUCAAAUUGUACAGGUACUUUAGGAAGUUUUUUAUUAUGUCUUUUGUUUCUUAUUUCUAUGUAUGGAAGCUUUUUUACCUUAGUUAUAAAGCUGAACAGUUUCUCUGUAGUUUUAUAGAAAGAAUUGCAGCAUCUCUUGCAUAGAUUUUUACACAAGCAACAUUUUUAGACAUGUAUAAUAGGUUUACAGUGGUACUCUUUAAUAACUUGCACUGUCAUUUUUUAAGUCUGUGCUAUGUUUCAUACUGAAUUUGUUAGCUUUCAUGUGUGCUGCUGUGAACAACCUCAACAAGACCGAAUUUGUAGUAAAAUACUUGUAUGCUUCGUGUGUGUGUGUGUAUGUGUGUGUGUGUGUGUGU